Messenger RNA from Pocillopora meandrina, 3509 nucleotides. Lineage: Eukaryota; Metazoa; Cnidaria; Anthozoa; Scleractinia; Pocilloporidae. The record is from the annotation of a GenBank genome assembly.
AUGGGUGAAGAAAACACUUUUAAAAAGCUGAAGCGUAUCUUUAGUGGUAAAAGGUUCCAAGAUAGCUCGUGGUCAUGGGUCGUGUGUAUUUCGGCGACUGUCUGUAAUGCAAUCAACCUUGGCUUUACACUCAGCUUUGGAGUUUUGUUCCCGGAGUUGAUGAGGCACUUUAAUGCCACAAGAGAAAGGACAGGUAUGCUGAUCAUAAAUCUUUUUCAAUAACAGAAAGUUAUAAACUAAGCGCUGAUUUUGUCGUUCAAUUCUAAUCAGAACACUGACUUAGGUCUGAGGGCGCACUAUGAGACAAUUAUGUAAAUAACCAUUAUGAAUAAACGAAACAGCUUUGGAGCGACAGGAGACCGCUUCUUUUUUUUCUGUCUUGUUUUUAAUUUUAAGACUUACUGGAGCCGUGGUAAUGCAAACCUUGGUUUUAGUAAACCAUGUUCAAUAAAGCUAAACGCUUUUUCACUAAAAACGUUGAUUUUUGCAAACUGUUUAAGAAGAACUGUAGUAUACGAUGAAGACGAUUGUUCAUUUUUAAAAAACAACGCAUCCAUAAUGAAUUCUUGUGAUCCACUGUUUGUCUAUGAUUGAGGCCUUCGACAGCUUUCGUUUAAAUAAUCGGCCUUGAGUUAUUUAAGCCUGAAGAGUCUUCUCCCGCAGAGUACUAAUGAGGGAGUCUUUCAUAUAAACAAUAAGCUUGUGGCCCUCUGCUGAUAAAUUAAUAUCUGCUGCAUGAGCUGCAGAUCGAAAAUGUGAUAUGUAAGAGAACUUUUGCAUCAAUUCAGUGAAGUGAUGCUGGAAAAUCAAGAAUAGAGUGAGCAAAUCCCUUGAAAUGAUCCAUUGGAAAUCUUGGAAGCGUAAACAAAUGAAUUCAGGUUUUCUAAACAAUUACUAUGAAAUGUCUUCUAAAGUGACCUUUCUUAACCAAGUGUAAAGCCACAGAUGUUUAGUAUGCAAAUGAUAGUAAUAAAGAAGUUUCCGGUGUUGCACAAACCUCUAAGAUCUUAUUAAUACGUGACCCACGAGCAUCCUGGCUCAUAACGCAGAUAAGAUGCGACACUAGACUUGGGCAGUUUUUGAAAAUAAAACCUACCACGCUGAGAUGAUAUAUUUUUAUCGAUGAAAUGCAAGUUGGAAUUAGUGAAGCACUAUAACACCAUGGCUAUUUAUCCCAGAUGGCAUGGUUGUUGUUGAAUUCUGUCUGAAGAGGAACAUAAUAUCACUCUCUUGAAAUGUCAACAACCGUUACGGUAUGUUUUUCCUAAAAAGAUAUCCAGCUGACUUUGUAUUGGUACUUAAACUACUGAAAUGAAUGGAACUAAUAUCAGUGAAAAUCAUCUUUUUAACAGCCUGGGUUGGCUCCAUCGGCCUGGCCAUGGUUUGGUUUGCCAGUUUGCCGGCUGGAUAUUUGUGUGAUCACUUUGGAUGUCGCAUCACAUGUUUUAUGGGAGGAAUCAUGUGCAUUGCAGGUUUGGUAGCGACUUCGUUCGCCAAUAGCCUCACUCUGAUGUACUUUACUUACAGCUUGGUGUACGGUUUGGGGGCCUGCUUCAUUUUUAAUUCUUACUAUCUCGCAGUUGGAAAGUAUUUCGACAAAAACUCUCUCAGUAGCUGUUGGUAUAACUGCAUUGGGGUCGAGUGUAGGUGUCUUGUACACAGGCCCGUUACUUCAGGCUCUUUUGGACGCAUUUGGUUGGAGAAACACGUUUAGAAUAAUGACGGCAACCUUCGCUCUUGUUUGUAUUUUGAGUUUGAAUUUCAAUCCGUAUGUUGUAAAAAUGACAUCGUUGGUGGAUGUAGAAUUGGAAACAUUGGAACAACAAGUAGGAAGUAAGGGUAGAAUAUCUUUUUACUGCAGCGUGUGGACAUAUCCUGUUUACACUUUUGUUGUCAUUUCUGUAUCGGUGGCAAGUUUUGGAAUGUUCAUUCCUCAAUUAAAUCUGGUUAGUAUAUAGCUACGCAGAGUCUUACAAAUACUUCUGUUCUGGAAAAGAAUUAUGAGUAAACAAAUCUGAGUAAAUAAAAGCCCUGGUUUGGCGGGAAACUAUGCUCGGAUAUUUAUCCGCGAAGCUGUUAUGUGAUUGAUACAUUUUCAGACGAAAUUCAACUGACAACCUUUGAACACUGAGUAUUCCCUCUCAAAUCUGGAUGUUUAUGUUGAUAAUCUGUGUAAUUACGAGAAUUUCUACUUUUGUUUUCUCAUUUGUAUUCACUGUUGAAAAAUUAUAUCAUCGUUACUUAACACCAGUAUUAAUUUUACCCAGGUCAAGUACUGUGAGGAUCUUGGGAUCACAGCGCAAAGUGCCUCUCGACUGUUUAUCUUCAUUGGCCUCACCUCAUCACUUGCACGAAUUCUGUCCGGAAAACUGUGCAACAGUCCAACGAUUAACCCAGUAUUUGUUUAUCAGUCGUCGCUGUUUAUCGGUGGUGUAUCUGUGCUCCUGUUACCUUACGCAACCAAAUAUUGGGCCUUAGUUGUAUUUAGCUGUGCAUAUGGAACAAGCGAUGGAAUUUUUAUAUCAACAGCGAAUUACAUCCCACUUAGCUGCGUGGAUGAAAAGAGAAAAACUGCUGCAUUUUGUAUCGAAUGCCUGCUUUAUUCAUUUUCAGUUGCGACUGGCGGGCCAAUCGCUGGUAAGACUUUCUCUAGACAGAUAUGUAGAGGUACUCUCCUCCGAUUGCCAAAACUUAUCACCUCUGAACUAUCGACCAUCUCAUUUACCUGUAUUUGUUAUCCAAGGAUUUAUUUUCCCUAAGAAAGGAUAUGGAUAUUUCCUAUCUGACGUUGUAAAAAAGUAGAUUCCUUUCUCUUAAAGUAGGCGGAAAAAGCAUGAAAAGGCUUUUGCAUAGCAGUUCAUAUGCCCUUUUACAGGCUCUUUGCAUGACAGCAAACGGUAAAAAAAUGUUCAUAAUGCAAAAUAGGAAAUAGAAGGAAGAGAUACAAUGAUUGUACAAGGAAUGACAGCUUCUCCAGCUAUCAGCCACUGACUUUCAAAAUACCACACUUUGGGAAGUUUAAAUGUUUGAAAAUGUUCGCGCUCUAAAAAAAGUCCACUUUGUAAAUGUUUUCUUGCAAAAUUAUUUCAAACAACCACGAAAUGUCGCAAUUCAGUUCACAGUAACCUCAGAAAUCGUUCUAAUUUCAUGACCCCUUUGCAUUUAUAGUAUCUUUUCCAUUUCAUGAACCAUUCAAUAAAUGACAAGUUCUGAACAGGCCCCUGGGGAGGGCCCACGAGCACAACAGAAUAUCUUGUCUCGCAACGCUUUCUCUGAAAGCCUCUCAUGUAUCUUUUGCAUCUUUAUUUUCCACAGGUUUAAUGGCAGAUCAAACAGGAAACUAUACCAGUUCGUUCAAAAUGACUGGUGGUGUUCUGAUGUUAGCAUUUGUUAUUCCCUUUGCAUUGAUUUUCAUCAACAGGAGAAAGUCUUCAAGUCAGUCUAACAGUGCCGGUCAAGAGAAGUGUGUGACGAGGAAGCAACAAACACUACUCCUAGAGCAAAUGUGA